Molecule: messenger RNA, 1486 nt
Organism: Anopheles nili
Lineage: Eukaryota; Metazoa; Arthropoda; Insecta; Diptera; Culicidae
Product: mitochondrial nicotinamide adenine dinucleotide transporter SLC25A51
Exons: 3
Coding region: 1-894 (297 amino acids)
Source: RefSeq, a predicted model, not a curated record
AUGGCGAUUGUUCGAGCAGAAACGGCCGGUGUUCCACCCACGCUGACGUCAGUGUCCAAUCCGCCAGCAGUUCCCAUAUUCUGCUGGCGGGAGUUUGCGUGCGGUUGGGGAGCUGCCUUUGUAAACAUCACCGUAACUUACCCGAUCUAUAAGAUGAUCUUUCGGCAGAUGUUGCACGGCGUGCAGUUAACGCAAGCCUUUGGGCAGUUGCGAAGCGAAGGCAUGAUGUAUCUGUACCGUGGCAUUUUUCCACCGCUGGCUCAAAAAUCUAUCUCCCUGUCGCUAAUGUUCGGAGUGUACGAUAGUACCAGAAGACCGCUAGUAGAGUACUGCCAUGUGAAUCCAUAUACCGCCAAAACCGUUGCCGGAAUGGCUGCCGGAACCGUCGAAGCCGUUCUGAUGCCAUUUGAAAGAGUGCAGACGCUGCUAGCGGACGCCACGUAUCACCAAAAGUAUCGCAACACCCAUCAUGCGUUCAAAAUCAUCAUUCUGGAGAACGGCUUCAAAGAGUUGUAUCGAGGACUGGUACCAAUCUUGUGGCGCAAUGGACCUUCCAAUGCUAUGUUCUUCGUGCUGAGGGAAGAAGCCAGUAGUCGAUUGCCAAAACGGGAUUCUAUGAUUUCUCAACGCACGCAGGAAUUUGUUGCAGGUGCCUGCAUCGGGGCGUUCAUUAGUUCAUUAUUCUACCCGUUAAACGUGCUGAAAGUAACCAUGCAGUGUCGGGUAGGAGGACCAUAUGAUGGCAUGUGGACAGCUAUGCUAAAGGUGUACAACAAUCGUGACCGAAAACUACGGAACGUGUACAAGGGCGUUAGCAUGAACUGCACUCGAGCGUUUUUUAGCUGGGGCAUCAUGAAUACAGCGUACGAGCAGCUUAAAAAGGUGUUCUAUUGAGUGCGCUCGUUUGUCAAACGGCUACAAUACUUGACAAAGGGCUGUGUUACAUCGUCAGCGCGCACCAAACCUAUCGAACGGUGUGAUCUCAGACCACAUCUCUACUCUCCAUAACGCACCAUGGAGUAAAAUAUUUAAUCGCCCCUGAUACCGUGUUCUAUCCAUUGCAUUUAAUGCUACUCCUCUCCGGAUUCUUUGUACAGAUUGCUGUAGCCGUUCUCGUUGUUGGGCAGUGGUGCUAUUCAAGUAUUCAAUAAUGUAUUCGCGCGUUUUGUAAAUAUGGAAUUGUAAAUAUUUGUUAGAAGCAGCAAGGUUAAAUUCCGUGUCCCCGGUGUUGGAUGCGAAAAUUACGAUGGCGCCAUUUAUUGUCUAGUUCUAGUGUAGUAAUUUUCUGUAGCAAAAUGUUGCUUUUAGCGCAAAGAAUAUCCCAAAGGAAAUCCCGAUAAUAUUGGGUUGAAUCGUACAAUAAAACGCUGUAGUGUACGAAAGGUGAAUAGGCUACACGCAUAUAUGUGUACAAAAGUUGGAUUUCACUGUUCUGGUUUCAAAGUGGAAAAUGGAAAUAGGUGUGAUCUAAAUACAAUUUGCACCG